CAUCUGCAUAUUCAGAAGUACCUUGAAGCUGGUUGGCUGCUACUGGCUUCCCCACCCCAUUCUAGUAGGGACUGAGCUCAGAUAGAGUCUUCAAUGCCAGCGUGACUGCUUCAGUGCCCCUUCCCACUCAGCACUUUCUCUCCAAAAAACCCUGGGAACACAAGGUACUCUGCGGACAGCUGCAUUCCUGCUGUAGCUAAGGGACCGGGACUCCCCAACCAGGACUCCAGACGGACUCGGGAGAAACGCCGCCAGGCCUAAGGUCAGGGAGGACCAGCUCCAGAUCUUUGGGCAGCAGGAACACAAAACACCUCGUGAGACUGCAAUCUCCAAAUCCUGCCUUGUUUCUGUCUUGCAAUACUGUCACCCAAACAGUCCCUGUCAUUGUUGAGUGUUGGCUCUUCAACUUCAAAAGCAGGCAACAAAGGCUAUGAAUGGGAGCAGUGUCUCUAAGCAGGAUGGAGAAAUUACUAGUUUAGGACACCCAGGUGGGCUGGAAAAAGAAUCCAGUCUCCAAAGAGACUCUUUGUUCUCUUCUCCCAGUGUGCCCAACCUAUCACAGCUCCUCAGCCAGACAACAGGCAACAGGAUACAGGAACCAAAAGUCAUUUGCCCUUCUUCCCAGAUAAUGGAAUUACUUCAUCAAGAUGGGGAAGACUCAUCUUCUAGGGAAGGAACACAAGCCCUCGCUCCUCCCUUAAGCCACACCCCCAUCUUCUGUUUUGGUGACAAAGACCAGUUUGGCAAUGAACACCUACGUGCCAAGAGGGCCAGAGUGGAAAGCAUUAUCCAAGGCAUGAGCCUCUCACCAAACCCUAUAGCACUUGGCGCUAGUGCAGAAAGAGACAGAGAACAUAACACAGAGAAAAGGAGAGAGAGCUGUAGAGAGAACAAAAGAAAGCAAAAGCUGCCUCAGCAGCAGAGUCCACAUGUGGCACAACUGGUGGGGACUAGCACCAAUGCAGAAGAGCACCACUACCUAAAGGAACAGCUUCAAAUUCUGCAGCAGCAGCUGAGGCAACUCCAAGAGAAAUUCUUUCAGGUUUAUGAGCUCAAUGACUCUGAUCAAACCCAAGAAGGGACAGAGCAGAUUAUGCACUUACUGACGGAGAAGCACGGAGACAGUCUGGAGAAAAGCAUUCAGGCUCUCACCAGAGACCAGCACAAAGUUCUUUGCAGGAGCACUUCAGAGAUGGAAGGCCACAAAGUGCUAGAGGAAGAAAGCAAAAUAGUCAUUAAAGGUGACCUGUCCUCUGAAGAAAGAAUGCUUUCUGAGACACUAAAGGGUGAGCUGGCCAGAGUGGUGUCACAGGCAGUGGACUCUGUUUUGAAAAAGAUCUUGUCCAGCUUCCCAGGCCAUCUCUCUCAAAUGCAUGAUAGCCUCCCCAUGGCGACAACAGACAACAGAAGAGAGCAUCUUGCUUCUGUAGAAUGCUCUAGGAAAAAACAAUUUCCUAAAGCUUCCUCCCAGAAUUUGGUGAAUUCACUGGCUGAAGCUCAGACUGAGGCCUUGUCACUUGUCUUAGAGAAGUCUCCAGACUUUCCAACUUACCCAGUCAGUUUAAGAGGGGUAAGAAAACCCUGCCAAGUACCUAACAUGAGUUACCCCUUGCUCAUGUCAUCUCAAGUUCAAGAAAACCAGAUUCUUAGCCAGUUGCUAGGGUAUGGUCAAAAUGGCCACUGGAACAGCAGGAUUGCCUCUUCUCCAGAUAGGUCUUCCCCAGCAUCCCUAGACCAACCAUGGGGAGCAGUCAAACUGAGGUCAUCAGUCAUGAGACAGCAGCAAUAUCCUACAUCCCCCAACUCCACUCAAAUGGAAAGUUUGGCUUUUCUUUCAGCUGGCAAAGCAGAAUGCAGGGAUCUGCAGAGUAUCAUGGAUGGGAUGUCCUUCUCCUCAAUCCAUAUAUCCUUUAAUGACCAUCAGAAAUCAACAGCUACAGCCUCUAGCGCCAGUUGCUGCUGACAAACACAUGGGUAAUAGUCUUCUGUUUUACCUGACCAAACUAAGAGCUCUGGUUUUAUAUAUUAGAGCAAGAAGCUAGGAGAACAUGUCCAAAUUUCACAUAGUAUUAGGAAAGGGACCUGGGUAGCCUAUACACAUCUGAAUCCUUAUGAAGGCCUAGUAUGUAAACUCUCUCUUUCAUUCAAGAAGUUAGUACUGUGCUCUGUUCAGAGCUCAGCUCUCUUUUUCUGUGGCUGACUAGAAAAUGGUUUUGUUAGUUGGCAUUGCUCACCUAAAAGGGUCCAAGGAAUAUCUUUCUGUAGCACAGGGGUCAGCAACCCCCAGCACAGAUGUCAGGUACAUGAAGACAUUUGGCUUGGCAUGCCAGCCCUCGGGGCAGAUGGCAGGGGAGCUAUGAGAAGCCCAAUCUCUCUUGUGGCAGUACAGCCCAGGCCCCUUCCCCGCCAUCUGCUCUGAGGUGUCUGCACGCCUGCCACCAGCAAAUGAGCCAGGCUGGGGCUCCGUGGACCUUGAUGCAGCUGCUUGCAGCCUCCCCACCACUUGCUGUGAGCAGCCUAGGCUUUGUGGUAGACAGCAGGGGCCUGCCCAGAGCCUGGGUUGGCUGUGGCUGGCAGCCAAGAGACUACAAGUGGCUGUACUGGUGUCUGCAGAGCCCU
Messenger RNA from Alligator mississippiensis (American alligator), 2619 nucleotides. Its product is annotated as prospero homeobox protein 2-like. NCBI's taxonomy places the organism in Eukaryota, Metazoa, Chordata, Crocodylia, Alligatoridae. Gene Ontology annotation, biological process: regulation of transcription by RNA polymerase II. Bases 431 to 1963 code for a protein of 510 amino acids. The transcript is spliced from 3 exons. Gene Ontology annotation, cellular component: nucleus. Gene Ontology annotation, molecular function: DNA-binding transcription factor activity, RNA polymerase II-specific; RNA polymerase II cis-regulatory region sequence-specific DNA binding. The record is from RefSeq and is a predicted model, not a curated record.